Cokeromyces recurvatus is the source of this 369-nucleotide messenger RNA. Its product is annotated as uroporphyrinogen-III synthase. Gene Ontology annotation, biological process: uroporphyrinogen III biosynthetic process. The record is from RefSeq and is a predicted model, not a curated record. The transcript has a single exon. Lineage: Eukaryota; Fungi; Mucoromycota; Mucoromycetes; Mucorales; Mucoraceae. The annotation marks the transcript as partial. Gene Ontology annotation, molecular function: uroporphyrinogen-III synthase activity.
UUAUUGUUCUUAGCAGGAGACAAAAGGCGUGAUAUCAUUCCUGAGGCCUUAAAUCAAGCAAAAUUACCGUUUAGAGAAAUUCAAAGCUAUUCAACAUGUGUACAUCCUAAUUUGGCACAUAGGAUGCAAGGAUUGGAUAUGAGAGCAGACUGGGCAGUUUAUUUUAGUCCUUCUGGUUUAAAAUUUAUUCUUUCAACUAUUGAUCAACAAAUAAAGGAGAAGCUUUUUACCGUACGGAAUCACCCUAAAAUAGCUGUCAUAGGUCCUACAACAUCAGAUUACAUAAUAAAUGAAUUAAGUUUUCAUGUUAAUGUAGUUGCUGAUAAGCCUAAUGCUGAGCACCUGGUAAAUGCUAUAAUCGCAUAUGAU